Messenger RNA from Harmonia axyridis, 2621 nucleotides. RefSeq lists its product as uncharacterized. The record is from RefSeq and is a predicted model, not a curated record. NCBI's taxonomy places the organism in Eukaryota, Metazoa, Arthropoda, Insecta, Coleoptera, Coccinellidae. The transcript has 10 exons. Bases 781 to 2427 code for a protein of 548 amino acids. Gene Ontology annotation, cellular component: cilium.
ACGAGUCAUAUAACUGUUGCUCAUACAAAAAAUCAAUACCUCUAAGAUUAAUUUCAAUUGAAUUCAUUCAACAAUUCGUCUCCUAUCCUGUUUGUAACCUUGAAUUUAGAAUUCAAUGUCGGUGCUAUUCCCGAAAAAACAGUGAUAAUUGAUAUUUCUUGAAGGAAAAUUAUAGCACGUUGAAUCCUAUCCUGCAGAAGAUCUUAACAACUCGCAUGUCUGUCAGUCUCAACCUUGGGACUUGAAGAAUUCUGAUGAAUAUUUCGAUAAGAACGAAAUAUAAGGGGCUACAGUAUUAAUUAACAUUGAAAACGACGAAUUAUAUCCCAAAAAUCGAUAAGGUGCGUCUACAAAAAGCUGUGAAAGCAGCCAACGAUCUAGAAACAAUGCGAUUAAGGGUCGAGUUCACGAGUUAGAAAUGGAACACCCCCUUAGGAGUUGCUCAAGAUCAAACAACACACGAAGGUGGUUUGCAUACCACUUAAAAGGGCUAGAAUUUUCUAAAAAGAAAAGUCAUGCGCGUUUAUUCUUCGAAUGGACCGCCACUGGACAGCGGUCAGUGGUCAAUGAAGUGCUGCUGUCGCUUUGUUUGUAUUGUAAGUUCUGUGAGAAAUAAAAGUGUAAUUCGAAAACUGGUCUGACCUGGAGAAAUACGGAACAACUUUCGGGCCAAGGAUGUGAAAAAAUGAUUAAUUAAAAAGUUGUACCUAUGAAUCAGGGGUUCAAAGAAGACAAAUUCACUACCUCAAACGCUGUCAUGUCCACUCCUCCUAAAUCGUGAUGAAAAUGACUGAAGUUGCCUUGCCACUGCAAACAUCCCUUCGUGAGGAUGGAGAUGAUGAGGUAUCCUUCAAAGUGAUCAAUACCGACAACCUUCCAAUGACUGUGUUAGGAGAAAGAAUAUUCAAACCAUUUGGUUCCGACAAUCAAAGAAGAAAACCAAAUGGUAUCGUUUACCCUACCAGAAGGGUGGACCUGAGUAGCCAACAAAUCAAUCAACAGAAACAUUUGACCAAAUCUAAUGGGCAUCUCAAUAUACCGCAUAAGCCUUCAACCAACAACUCCAACUUUCGCAAGUUGAGUGCAUCUCAAGGUAAUCUAAAUAAUGCAUCCAAGAACAAAACUCAAGAUGAAUUCACGAAAAACUUGGACGCGAAACUCAAAAAGCUUCAAACGGACAGAAGAAGGAAUGAUGGCAAGAAGCCAUUCAUAACCACCGUGAAGAAAGGGCAGUUCAUUUCUCCUGAAAUAUCACCUCCACCAAGUAAAACUUCUAGAAUAGAAGAAGAAGAAAUGAAUAACAAAAAUAACAUAGUGAAGAAACAACUGUAUGCAUUUGUCAGCAAACCAAUGGUAUUGAGUAGAUCUCCUCCUCAGAAUGUUCAUAGGUCAAGAUGUGAAGCUGCUUCAAUAGCAGCAGGAGUGCCAUAUACUAAAGAAUUCCCAGAAGUGGAAACAACAGAUGGACACAGACAUAGGAAGAAACGAGAACUCAGAACUGUAUCACCUGAUAAACAAGCUAAUCAGGAGAAAGAAAUGCUAAACAAUCAAAAAAAUGAGAUGCCAAGAUGGAAUCCAUAUUUUGCAUAUGCUAAACUCUUGUCACAGGAAGAAGGCCAAGCACAAAAAACGAGGGAAGAAAUAGCAAAAAGAAGAGCAAUAGCAAGAAACAAAGCACGAAUACAGUCUCAUAAGAAAAAUGCAACAGUGACCUCAAACCAGCAAACCAGGAAUGUAAGACUGGUAGCUGCAGGAAUCCAGACCGAAAACUACCUCCAAGCAAUACUACUCAAGCCUCCUAUUGUAGACAGUGUUGUUCAAACAGAGAUCGAAUUAUUAGAUGGGUUGAUGGGUUCGAAAUUAGCAUCAGUUGAAGCACAAGACGAAGGGACUCAAAUCAUACCUGGUGAUCUCUUCAAUUUCGAAGAAGAAGUUCAACCAGUUUUGGAGGUCCUGGUUGGAGAAACUGUAGAGAGUGCCCUCAUAGAAAUUUUAGAAGAAGAGGAACUUGCAGCCUUAAAAGAACAGCAACGUCGUUUUUUGGAGAUGAGAAUGGAAGAGCAAAGAGUGGCUGGAGAAUUGUUGGAAAAGCAUUUGGUUGAUCGCUUGCAUCAGAACAAGAAAGGAGGUAACUCCAUUCUUCUGGAAAAUUAUUUAGCACAAUUGAUUCCUCCGGUAUUGGAAGAUUUACAGUCAGAAGGUAUAUUACCAGAGGAUAAAGUUUCCAAAAAUGGUUCUCUAUUACCUUGGUUGAUGGAAGAAGUGACAAUAGAACUAGGAGAUAUAUUAAGCAGUGGAGAUGUAUUGAAUGGUAUAGUUAGAGAUAUUUUGAAUAGAAGGAAAGAAAUUUGUGAAGCCAUGGGAUCAACAGAGGACCAUGAACAAAAUAGGGAUGAAAUAAAUUACUUAAAAGACGAGAAAGAAUGAAAACAGUCCAGUUUGGGAAACAGAUAAGAACCGAAAGAGAAUGAAGACAAUACGCGAAGGGAGGCUGAGAACGACACCUUGAAGCUAACAUUUUUCUUCGCACUGAACACUUCUAACUCGAAAUCAGCUAUAAUCAAUGCAUUCGUAGAUAGAACAUUUAUCUCCAGAAGAUAUUUUGUAUUUAUUUGGUUAAA